CAGUGAGUGAGUGGGGAGACAGACUGAGAGUACGCCAGACGGAGCAGACGAGGCAUAUUUCGAGCGCACAUUAGGAGUGCGUAAAACCGCAGGAGCGCAAAGAAACACAGUACCCGGUAAUUGUGCGUUGGAUAAUUCGCGUUUUGAGUCUAGGAGUUGUCGACUUUAAUUGCGUCUGCUUACAGGAACAGCCCCUAUGAAUUCAGCAGCCGUCGGUUUUCUGAAUGGACGCACUGGGAAGCUUCUCCGAUGACAUGGAAAUACGCGUUAUUGAGCGUGUAGCCGGAUGCUGAGGACGCCCGAUCCUAUAAGUGAAUUUCAGCUUUCAUUUUGAGUUUUGAAAUCUCCUCUCUAACCGGCAACAACAUGGAGGGCACGAGCUUUCAGCACCAUCCCGGACUUCAGCAAACUCUGAAGCAGUUUCAUCUGAGUUCCAUGCGCUCUCUCGGCGGACCGGCUGCGUUCUCCGCUCGGUGGCACCAGGACUCACUCUUCAGUAAAGAUGGAAAAUCCGCAGAGAUGAUGCUUACCCUGCCGGCCCAGACACCUCCAGUAAUGUCCGGUCCACUUUUCAUCCCGUCCGACCGCUCCACAGAGAGGUGCGAGACGGUCCUGGAGCGGGAGCCCAUCUCCUGCUUCGUGGUCGGCGGUGAGAAGCGCCUCUGCCUGCCGCAGAUCCUCAACAGCGUCCUGAGAGAUUUUUCCCUCCAACAGAUCAACACGGUGUGCGAUGAUCUGCACAUCUACUGCUCCAGGUGCACGGCGGACCAGCUGGAGAUCCUCAAAGUGGUGGGUAUCCUGCCCUUCUCGGCUCCGUCCUGCGGGCUGAUCACUCAGACGGAUGCUGAGCGCCUCUGUAACGCUCUCAUCUACGGCGGUACUUACCCUCCUCACUGCAACAAGGAGUUAGGCUCCCUGGAGUUGGAGCGAACCGAGAAGAGCUUCAAAGUCUAUCAUGAAUGUUUUGGUCGGUGUAAGGGCUUGUUUGUCCCGGAACUGUACACCGGCCCGAGUGCCGCCUGCAUCCAGUGCAUGGAUUGCAGACUCAUGUUCCCCCCUCACAAGUUUGUGGUCCACAGUCACAAGAGACUCGAGAACCGGACAGUCCACUGGGGAUUCGACUCUGCCAACUGGCGGGCCUAUGUGCUCUUAGACCAGGACUACAGCGGGAAAGAAGAGAAGAGUCACCUGGAUCAGCUGCUUAAAGAGUUAAAAGGAAAAUAUGACCUGAUGGGCAAGCGGUCCCAUAUAUCAUGCAGGUCUCCAAGCCCUGUCCAAGCCAAAAGGUCCAAAUUCGACAAAUUACAAUCUCCAUCAGCUGACAAAGACAAGAAACCUGACUGGUUACAAUCUUUGUCAAAGUCUGCACACAAGGAUCUGAAACAGGUCCAACUGAAACAGAGGCCCUCUGCUUUCCGCCCGUGGUCUCCUAAAGCAGCAGAAAAAGAAAAACCAGCUACUCAGAAUGAGGUGGAGAGGUCCUACUCAAAUAGUCAUGAGACUUUGGUGGCUCCCAAUCUGACACCAGCUCCCCUGGCCCCUCCUGUCCAUCCCAGGGACAGCCACGCUCCUGGCAGGGGGGUCCCAGCCAUUUCCAGGCCGCCGUAUGAUCUGCAUAAUGGAGACGCACAACCUGCAGCAAAAUCGGCCCCCUCCAGUACCACCAACCGACCCGACGACAUGGACACAGAUGGCGAGAUUGAUGUGGAUGACUGUGAUGAUGGUCCAGCGCCACCUUCCUCCCUGGCUUCUCCUCCGUCAGCCUGCGCCAGUGUUUCUCAGACUCUGACCCCGCAGAGUGUUGCUCGACCUCAGGAGGGACCUGCCUGGCUGUCAGGGACAGUUUGCCCAGAGAUGGAAACCCUGAGACAGAUGCUGUGUGGAGGCACAGACACCAAAGAGGCCCGGGAAAAAGUCCUGCAGGAGAUUGUGAGGAUAAGAGUGAAGCAGGAGGAGAAGCUGGCAGCUGCUGUGCAAGCUAAACGCAGCCUUCAGCAGGAAUUGGAGUUUGUGAGGGUGGCAAAGAAAGGCCGUCUUCGUGAGGCCAUUGAAGCCAAGCGCAACCUGCGAAAGGAGAUUGAACGCCUUCGCGUGGAUUGGGAGAGGAAGAUGAGGGACGCGGAGGAGUCUUGUGGGCGGCUGAAGAGGGAGUUGGAGAGGGAGAGACAGCUGCGAGUUUGUGACAAAGGUUGUGAGGCUGAACGUCUCCGUGUCAAAUAUUCCAGUCAGAUUGAAGAGUUGCAUGUGCAGCUACAGCAGGCAGAAGCUGAUCGUGAGCAGCUGAGACAGGAGCUUCAGCAGGAGAGAGAAGCUCGGCAGACCCUGGAGACUAUUGUUAAAGAUCUGCAAACCCAGCUGGCCCUGCAGGCCGACAGCAGCCAUCCUGGAGACGCAGACGCACACAGACAGACCACACAGCACACCGAUGGAUCCUAAAGUUGCACAUUCAGAAGAAGAGAAAAAAAGACAAUAAAAAGGAGCAUUGUUAAGGACUUUGUUGCACCUCCUAUUAGGAAAAAUAAACUCAACAAAUUGCAAAGUCAGUUUUGUAGAGGAAAAAUCUGUCAUAUAUAAUAUGAUGUGAUCUAAAAUCAAUAUUAUUAUGACAAUAUAUGAAUUUUAUGAAAUGAACUGGAAAGUAGCAUGAUGUCUGAGCAUGUUGUAGAGUGUGAAAAUUAAGAAAGAUUUCUUCAGUGAUGAUCACAUCUCUCCAUUGACGUCAGAGCCCUCAGUUAGACAUCUGACGCUGUCCAAGGAUUUUAUUUUGGUAUAAGCUAUUCUAAGAUGUGCAAAUAUAGCCACAUAACACUACUUGAAUAUGAAGGGAAGAAACAUGUUGCACCUGGUGAAACAUGAGCAGAUGAUGAAACUCUUGGUGCCACAAAAUAUUGGUACACUCAAAGGUGUCAUUGCAGACCACUGGAAACAAGAGACACCAGUUUACCACUAUUUACUUUUAAUAUCAGCUUGCUUUUUAUAACUGUGUAGAGGAUGUACUUUUUAAGAAAUAUUGCUUGCGCAGCACUGUUAUUCCACAGGCAAGAAAAAACAUCCAUAUACAAACAUGUACGCAUGUAUACCAGCUUGUCUACCUUUUGUAUUUUAUAAACCUAAAGUAUUGGAUGAUACGUGGGCUGCCUUCAGAUCCACCACUGUUUUAUGCUUAGAUAUUUUAUGGAAGUGUUACUUUUUAAUAUUAUGAUGCAACUUUAUGUGUUGUUUGAAAAAUGUUUCCAAUAAUGUUUUUGCAACCAAAUCAUGUGAUAAAUAGCAAAUAUUCUUGCCCACAUUAGCGCAGAUAAGUCUACAAAUGCCCUCUUAAAAGAAAAAAAAACUUCGAUAGCUGUCUGUUUUUGUUGAAAUGCGGUACUUCUGGUUUUCUAUUGAGUAUUGUAAAAUAAUUUAUAUUCUAUAAUAAUUUGCUGAUUUUCAAAAGAAAGCAUUCAUUUUAAGUCACUGGUUUUAGGGCUCUUAAAUCAAUAAAUGCUGUUUAUAUGAACAACAUUUCUACAUAUAUACAAAAUAUGGAUAUAUAUUUUUUUACUUUAAGAAAAGGAAUUGCACUUUUUAAAGAAAAGAACCUUGCAUUGUGCAUUGUACUCCCUGUUACAUUUUUCAAAAGACAAGUUAACAUGAACUUUAAAUUUAAACACACUUUCUCUGAGUAUCCUCUGUUGUAAAUACAAUGAUAUUGUAAAUAAGAUAUUUGUUGGUAUGUUUGCUUGCUCCAGACUUAAAUUGAUUAUGAAUAUUAUUUUUUGCUCUUACUUGAAACCAAAAAAGAGACUAUAUUUGGAUUUGUAAAACUGCAAUUUCAUUAUUGUUGUAUCCCUGAGUGUCAUUGCAAUCACAGGGCAUUUAGCAGAAUGGAUGGACUUAUUUGUUUAAACAAGGAGAAUGAAACCAUGAAUGGUUGUGAAUUCGACCUGUCAAUAGUUUUUCUAGGUAUGACACACCAACAGAAUGUUAUAAUUUCUCCCUUUGUUUUGUUUAUUUGAGAAGGUCUUUAUUAUUUGAUGAAUUAUAGAGUAUAUAUUGCACCCCUGACCAAAAACUGAAAAAUGGAUUUGAAAUCCCUGCACCUCCAGCUCCCUCACUAGAUAGAGUAGAAGCGACCCGUUCUCAUGGUUUCAACCUUAGGUGCUCAAAAAACACUUUUAUGUCUUAUCAUUAUGAUACCCUCGCUCAGUAUUUGUUGGGUACAGUGUAAUAGCAAUAUCCAUUUUGUUAGCUGAUGCUGUUGUAGUUUUGGUUUGGAAGUGGGGGUUCACUUGCCUCUUGUUUCAAUGUUUUCUUUUCCUUCGGAAAACUUGUAUAAUACCUAUUAAAAUCUAAAUGAACCCUA
Micropterus salmoides (largemouth bass) is the source of this 4345-nucleotide messenger RNA. RefSeq names its product v-ski avian sarcoma viral oncogene homolog b (gene skib). Gene Ontology annotation, cellular component: nucleus. The record is from RefSeq and is a predicted model, not a curated record. Bases 367 to 2436 code for a protein of 689 amino acids. Gene Ontology annotation, biological process: negative regulation of BMP signaling pathway. NCBI's taxonomy places the organism in Eukaryota, Metazoa, Chordata, Actinopteri, Centrarchiformes, Centrarchidae. Gene Ontology annotation, molecular function: SMAD binding; DNA-binding transcription factor activity, RNA polymerase II-specific; RNA polymerase II cis-regulatory region sequence-specific DNA binding. The transcript is spliced from 7 exons.